AUGUCGCUGAAGCCGUUUGGUUACCUUAAGAGGUCAGCUUGUAAUGUAUCAUCCACGUUUUUUAGUCCACAGCGCAGCGAAGGACUAUAUACUUCUACAAAUUGCUGCCUCAACUAUAUACGUGAAGAAAAUCGUAAAGCCGGAAGGUUGGCUAAUAAUAGAGAACAUGAAGAUAAAGGUAUAGCUUAUACUGAAAUUUAUGUAAGAUUAAUGUUAUCAAAACGUCUUAGAAUAUUUAUAAUUAAAGUCGUCUAUUUCAGAUUAACUAAGU
This is a messenger RNA of Funneliformis mosseae, 271 nucleotides long. The record is from the annotation of a GenBank genome assembly. NCBI's taxonomy places the organism in Eukaryota, Fungi, Glomeromycota, Glomeromycetes, Glomerales, Glomeraceae.